AUGUGGGGCGCAAACCAGAGCGGUGGCGGCUGCGGUGGCGAUAACGAUUGCGGUGGCGGUCAUCAGGCGGACUCUAUGCCCGCAAACCAAUGCAAUGUCUCAGCGACAAAUUUAGUAUCUUUAAGAGUAUUCAGAAUUAAAGCUUUGUUAGUGGAUGAAGAUAAGGAAAGACAUGUUUGCUACUACUCCAUAAAAAGAAUAUCCCGCGAACUAUGCGGGCAAAUAAUCCAUGCAGCGUUCUACCGCAGGCCGCAAGUUGGCCGCGCUAGAAGGCGGCAAAGAGAGCAAGCGCGUUUGCAGAAGGGGCCUAUACUGGACAGAAUGUUCGCUUCGACGUCACAAAGAAAUGAUGAUGGUUUGCGGGCGUCAUACAAUAUCUCGUUACUUAUAGCAAAAUCCGGAAAACCGCAUACUAUCGGAGAGAAGUUAAUUUUGCCAGCCGUUGAAGAGGUUUUAAAAACUGUUUUACAUAAACCUGCAUCUGAUAUCAUUAAAAGAAUUCCCUUAAGCAACAAUACUGUUGAAAGACGUAUUGAUGAAAUGAGUUCUGAUAUUGAAAGCUUCUUAUGUAAUUAUUUGCAAACGACCCAUUUCUCUAUACAACUGGACGAGUCAAUUUUACCUGAUAAUGCAGCAUUAUUAUUGGCAUAUGUUCGUUUUAUUAUGAAUCAAGAAAUCUACGAAGAACUGCUCUUCGCAAGAACUUUAAUAACCGACACUAAAGGUGAACCAAUAUUUCAUGUUUUGAAGGAUUACUUCAUUGAAAAAGCAAUUCCUUUAUCAAAUAUAAUAUCAGUAGCUACAGAUGGAGCACCUGCCAUGGUUGGACGUUAUCGUGGAUUUAUAAGCUCUUUAAAACAAAAUGUGUCAGGGGUGUUAGCAAUACAUUGCGUCAUCCAUCGACAACAUUUAGUUGCUAAAAAUUUGAGUGUUAGAUUGCAUGAAUCACUUCAUUUAGUCAUUGAUGCAGUAAACCGAAUCAGAAGCAACGCGUUGAAUACGCGGUUAUUUGCGCAGUUGUGUGAAGAAAAUGACGAACACUUUCAUCAAUUACUCCUUCACACUGAAGUACGCUGGCUGUCGAAAGGCUUAUGUUUGACAAGAUUUUUUGCACUUUUUGAGACUAUUUUAGAAUUUCUGGAUACUAAAGCGUUUCUUGCCAGAGUUAAACUAAUGAAGCAAAAUAUUGGACGGGGCGAAAUUUCUCAGUUCCCCAAUUUGUCACAGACAAGCUGCCAGGAAGACGACGUUUCAACUUACGUUCAACAUUUAAAUGCCCUCUAUUCAGAUUUUGAAUCUAGGUUUGAGGAUAUUUUGACUAUGGUAAUACCACCGUGGAUAAUUAAUCCAUAUGGUGACAUAGAAGAAACGAAUGUCAUAAUACAAGAGGAACUGACUGAACUAAGUACAAACAAAGAACUUAAGGUUCAGUUUAAAAACGGAUAUCAGCAAUUCUGGCUGCAAAACAACAUACCCGUUACUUAUCCCGUAUUAUGGAAUAUAGCGAGGAAAUGUUUAAUUUCCUUUCCAUCGUCAUACCUAGUGGAAAGGGGGUUCAGCGCUGUUACCAAUCUCCUAACGAAAAAAAGAAACAGACUGUACAUCAUUAGCCGAGAUAAGGGAGAUCAGAGAACCAAUAAGUUGGAUAAACGAUGCUCUUCACGUGCAAAUUCUUGCUCAGAUUCAACGCAGGUGUUCCAAAUAGUAUGUCAAAGCAGGUAUUGA
This is a messenger RNA of Acanthoscelides obtectus, 1725 nucleotides long. Lineage: Eukaryota; Metazoa; Arthropoda; Insecta; Coleoptera; Chrysomelidae. The record is from the annotation of a GenBank genome assembly.